AUGUCUGGAAGUGUGUUCUCAGUGUUUUCUCUGCUGUAUCUGCUGUCUGUCUGCUCAGCCUGUUACAUCUCCAACUGCCCCAUCGGUGGUAAACGAGCCAUACAGGAUUCGCCCUCUCGAAAGUGUAUGUCAUGCGGUCCGGGGGAUCGCGGCCAGUGUUUUGGUCCCAGUAUCUGCUGUGGUGAGGGUCUCGGCUGUCUGCUGGGCUCUCCGGAGACUCUUCGCUGUCUGGAGGAGGAUUUUCUGCCCUCCCCAUGUGAGGCCGGUGGGAAAGUGUGCGGUUAUGAGGGCCGCUGUGCUGCUCCAGGAGUCUGCUGUGACUCAGAGGGCUGCAGCAUUGAUCAUUCGUGUGUUGAUGGUGACGGUGAUGCUACAGCCGUCAGUCAACCUGCCAGCAGCCAAGAUCUACUGCUGAAACUACUGCACCUGUCAAACAACGCCCACCCGUACAGACUCCACCAGUGA
Myxocyprinus asiaticus (Chinese sucker) is the source of this 465-nucleotide messenger RNA. RefSeq names its product oxytocin (gene oxt). NCBI's taxonomy places the organism in Eukaryota, Metazoa, Chordata, Actinopteri, Cypriniformes, Catostomidae. The transcript is spliced from 3 exons. Gene Ontology annotation, molecular function: neurohypophyseal hormone activity. The coding region runs from base 1 to 465 and encodes 154 amino acids. Gene Ontology annotation, cellular component: extracellular region; secretory granule. The record is from RefSeq and is a predicted model, not a curated record.